Molecule: messenger RNA, 3225 nt
Organism: Sphaeramia orbicularis (orbiculate cardinalfish)
Lineage: Eukaryota; Metazoa; Chordata; Actinopteri; Kurtiformes; Apogonidae
Gene: anos1
Product: anosmin 1
Exons: 14
Coding region: 70-2085 (671 amino acids)
Biological process (GO): neuron differentiation
Cellular component (GO): cell surface; extracellular region
Molecular function (GO): protein binding; peptidase inhibitor activity
Source: RefSeq, a predicted model, not a curated record
UUUCUCCGGCGGAGCCCUCACGCAGUAUUGUCCGAUCCGUGGAGGGAUUAAAUACACAACGGCGGGACCAUGUUUUUGAGGAACCUGAGCGCGUGUGUGACCCUGUGUUUGUGGAUUACGGCGUUAACGACCCCGAGAAGUGUGUCUGCAAGGAAACAGGACGACUCUUUCUUCACUGCCAGCAUUUACCGAGCAAGAUGCGCUUCGAGGUGCCUCAGUCUGCACAUCACUCGCAUCUCUGCUUUUUUCAAGCACUCUCAGAAUAAUGGAUCCUUGGUGUGGUGCCAGAAUCACAAGCAGUGCUCCAAGUGCCUGGAGCCCUGCAAGGAAUCCUGGGACCUGAAGGAAAACCAGUGCCAGGAUUUAUGCGAGCCCCUCUUUCCCAAGAAGCACUAUGAGUGUCUUACGAGCUGUGAGUUCCUGAAGUCGGUGGAAGGAGUGAAGCAGGGUGACUGUCCUGCCCCGGAGAAGGCCAGUGGCUUUGCAGCAGCCUGCGUGGAGAGCUGUGAGGAGGAUGGAGAAUGCUCAUCUGUCAAAAAGUGUUGCUCCAACGGCUGUGGCCACACUUGUCAGCUGCCUAAGAACCUCUACAAAGGAGUCCCGCUGAAGCCUCGGAAAGAGUUGGUAUUUUUGGAGCAGCCAUCUGGUCAGCUGGAGAUCCGCUGGUCCUCCAAGUUCAACAUCUCUGUGGAGCCUGUGCUAUACGUGGUGCAGCGCCGCUGGAACUAUGGCAUCCAUCCCAGUGAAGACGAUGCCACUGAGUGGCAGACUGUGGCACAGACUGCAGAGGAGCGCGUCCAACUGGCCGACAUCAGAGCCAGCAGAUGGUACCAGUUCAGAGUUGCUGCAGUCAAUGUCCACGGGACCCGCGGCUUCACUGCGCCCAGCAAACACUUCCGCUCCUCCAGAGAUCCAUCUGCCCCUCCUAGACCAGCCAGUCUGCGUGUCUCCAACAUAACGCUGGCUGAGGAAGGCCUGGUGACGGCUCGGCUCAACUGGACCCUGCCAGAGGAGCCCGAUAUCCCCAUACAUCACUACAAAGUGUUCUGGAGCUGGACUGUACCCACCAAGUCAAUGGUGCCAUCUAAGAAGAAAAGGAGAAAGACCGCUAAUGGGGCUCAGACUUGGGUGGAUCUAGAGGGACUGCAGGCAAACAGCACUUACACUGUGGAGUUGCAGGCUGUCACUUACUGGGGACAAGUGCGUCUGAAGAGCCCCAAGGCCUCUCUCCAGUUCAGCACCGCCCAAAAUAAUGAGUCAGUAAAAUCAGUGUUCAAGUCAAAGAAGGAGGAAAUAUCCCCUGUUGUUUCGACCUUGGCCAAACGCCCCUCUGGUCCUCUAGAGGUAGGCACGCCCUUCUACCAGGAUGGUCAGCUACAGGUCCGUGUCUACUGGAAGAACCGAGGAGAUCCUACAGUGAGUCGCUACCAUGUGCAGUGGAUGCCAGAGUACUGCAGCCACAAUGAGACUCGAGGACCAGAGAAAUCUGUCACACAGGAGAACUACAUCAACCUCCCGGGCCUGCUGUUUUCCUGCAAGUACAAAGUCACUGUUCACAUGCUGAAGUCCAAGAGACGCUCCAAGGACGAGAGCACAACCUUCCUCACCCCGUCCUGUGCUACCAUCCGGAGCAAAACUCACAAACACAUCCCAUGCCCUGGGGAAGGAGGGCAACCAAAGGUUUUGGCCAAGCCAGAGAACCUGACGGCUUCCUUCUCCAUCAAUGAAGGAAACAUCACUGGUAACUUCCUGUGGCGUGUGUCCAGGAUGGCGCCCAAUCAGCGAAUCACAGGCUUCCAGGUCACCUGGGCUGAGAUCACCACCGAGAGCCGGCAAAACAGUCUGCCAAACAGCAUCAUCUCCCAGUCCCAGAUCCUGCCUCCAGAUCAUAACUUGCUCGUGGUGUCCAACCUGCGGCCAUCCACUUACUAUAGACUGGAGGUGCAGGUCAUAACAACUGGAGGGGAGGGUCCCGCCACUGUUAAGACCUUCCAGACCCCCAACAUAUUACCAGUUGUUCAACAUCGACCUCGACUCCGGCAGCACCACUCUCAUCACCAAAAGCCGUCAGUAGAGAGACACUGAGUUUUACGUUGAGAAAAAAAAUCCCUAUAGUGAGAAGUACCAGCUUGGUCCGGCUUGUCAGGGAAGGAAUGUAUGGAACCAAACGGAAACACAGCACACCAGACCAUGAACUGACCCCCCCCGCUCGUGAAAAAUGGGUCCUCCUCCUCCUCCUCCUCCUCCAGGCUCCACGACACAUCAGCUAUUCCCUCUUAACCUCUCUUCUGACUGAUGUCACUGGAACAGUUGGUCUGUACAGUUAUAGUAGUAUUUAUACUGAAAAGUCUCGUACUCUGCUUAGGUUAGUCCACAGCUCUGCAAACCUUUCCCAAACACAUCAAGCAGAAAUAUAAAUUCCAGGCAAAAAUAUGAUCUGCAAACCUUUCGCGGUGUUGUCAUUGAGCAGUCACUAUAGGCAGCAGAAGGAACGUCCAACAAGUUUGACUGAUUUACGAUUAUGGUUACUGUUAUCUUUAUUGCAGACGAGUGAUCAUGUUGAUGGAAAAUGCCGUAGAACUGUAAAACAAUUGUUAAUUUACAGAAAAGUAAAGAUUCUUCUAUUUAUUUUGUGUUACCCGUUAAAAAGGCGCUUCAGCAUACAGUCAGUACUGAUGGAUAAUGUAACUAAAUUCAUUGUUGUCUAACCCAGAAUAUUUCACAUAGUAUGUUGCAUGUAGUACAUUUGAUUUUCGACUGUAAAUGAAUUACUUGCUUCAAAUUGAAAGCUUGUAAUGGUUUUGCAUGACAACCAUUAGCGUUCUGUUGGCAUGAAAUAAUGUCUGUGUUACCUCUUUUCAAUAUGUUAGCAAUAUUUCAUUAACAGAUUAACAAAGAAUUAUAUUGGGAGUAAUAUGUAAUGUUUAUUAAUGAAAUUAUAACUUGUGUGGAAAUGAUGAAUUGUACAUGUUCUUGGCUGUAGAAAUAUUUGUCGUGGCACAGUCAGUGAAUGUCUAUAUUUAUUUAUGUGUGUAUUACAGUUUGGUUUGGAUGUGUGUGAAUGUGUAUGUUUUGUGUGUUUUAGUCUCAAAUUUUUGAACCGGCAAAAAAUCUUGUAAAGACAUUUUGUAAAAAUGGAAUUGUAAAUACAGUCUUAUGUUACAUGUUAUUUUUCCAUGGUAGAAACUGUACAAACUGCUAAGUAAUAAAAUAAUCCUUAACUAG